AAGUAUAUUCAUAAGUAUUGCCAGUGGGUGUGGAUUUCCGCAGGUGUGUUGUAGCCUCUACCACAACACCGCCAUCUUCCCUUUCCCGGCCACGCGUUGUCAGAAAAACCACCAAGAUGUCGUCUGACUUGUGCUGGCAGGUCAUCAGGAACAACCACGCAAACCUGCUGAAGAAGAGGAAUGUCAGCAAGCCCUUCUCCAAGGAGGCCAACAACCUGAAGAAUGUAAACAGCCCACGCUACAAUGGUCUGUGCCGGAGGAAGGUGAUUGGCAUUGAGCCCGCUUCAGGAGGCAAGGGAAUCAUCAUCUCUCACAAGACUGCCAAGUACCAGAACAAGCCGGUGAAGAAUCUUGUCAAGACCACCGUGAAGGCCGGGCCACGCCGUGCCCUCAACUCCAUCCGUAGGUUCAUCCGUCACAACAGCUACAGGAAGGAUCUCAAGAUGGCUGCCCUGCGUCGUGCCUCCGCCAUCCUGAGGUCUCAGCGUGCUCAGCCCUUCAAGAAGUCUCGCCGCAGGACUUACAAGGCUGUUAAGAAAGAGUAAACGUUCGUAAUAAAGGAAUAUUGCUGUGA
Messenger RNA from Scylla paramamosain (green mud crab), 574 nucleotides. RefSeq names its product large ribosomal subunit protein eL28-like (gene RpL28). Gene Ontology annotation, cellular component: cytosolic large ribosomal subunit; ribosome. The record is from RefSeq and is a predicted model, not a curated record. The coding region runs from base 117 to 545 and encodes 142 amino acids. Gene Ontology annotation, biological process: translation. The transcript is spliced from 5 exons. Lineage: Eukaryota; Metazoa; Arthropoda; Malacostraca; Decapoda; Portunidae. Gene Ontology annotation, molecular function: structural constituent of ribosome.